AUGGAUGCAAAUAAUGUGGAAAAUAAGUUAAUUUGGCUAUAUCGUAUCAAUGUUAAAUCCAAGAAAUACUAUAUGAAAAUUAUCUUUGAUCUUGUUGAUCUUUCAGCUGCAAACACUUGGCUUUUAUACCGUCACCAUUAUCUACAGUUUAAUAUUCAAAAGAAGAACACACUAGCCUUAUUGACAUCUCCUUUAAAUGUGGUUGAAUCUUUAGUUAAAUCUGCUACGCUACUACUUCAAUUGGAACUGAGAUACCGAUCAGUGAAAUUGUCAAUAGUCGAACGCAGCACUUCAGCAAGAAAACAGAUUGUAAAAUUUUUACAACCCACUUGGCGAGGAGGAUAG
Adineta ricciae is the source of this 345-nucleotide messenger RNA. NCBI's taxonomy places the organism in Eukaryota, Metazoa, Rotifera, Eurotatoria, Adinetida, Adinetidae. The record is from the annotation of a GenBank genome assembly.